This is a messenger RNA of Penicillium argentinense, 1305 nucleotides long. RefSeq names its product CCCH zinc finger protein. Gene Ontology annotation, cellular component: nucleus. NCBI's taxonomy places the organism in Eukaryota, Fungi, Ascomycota, Eurotiomycetes, Eurotiales, Aspergillaceae. The transcript has 5 exons. Gene Ontology annotation, molecular function: metal ion binding. The record is from RefSeq and is a predicted model, not a curated record. Bases 1 to 1305 code for a protein of 434 amino acids.
AUGACAGAAAACGAGGAGCUACUGGCCAGGAUCGGUCAGCUCGCAGGCCGGAUCAACCAGCACAAAAAUCAACAAUCGCAGCAAAACCCCCACCAGUCCCAACAUGUGUCGCGUCAUGCGUCCACACAUCAAGGAUGGGCACCUUACUCGCGAGGUCGAGGUGGUCGCCGUCCUCCAGCUCCCCACCGACACCGCACGCUGGUUCUGAACAAUGGUCAUGGAUCUACCGCAAGCUCGACUCCCUCUCCUACCCCUGCGACCGAUAAUAACAGCGAGACGCGGCCUCCGACAACAUCAAGUGGAUGGGUUGCCAAGCGCGAUCGCCACAUGCAAUUGAUCAACGCCAAGGUUUACGACAAAGAAACUCAGGCCAGAGCAAAGGCUAUGGAAGAGACGCGCAAGGCGAAGGUUCUGCAACGAGCUCAACGCGAACAGACAAAGGUGCUUCGGUAUGCGCAGGGCGCUGCAGGUGCUUCCUCGGUGGCCUCUACUGCGCAGCCUGUCGCCCACCAGAUUCUUGUCAACGAUACACCUUUCCAGAUUGCGCGCGGUGGCAGCAAGCUGAUUCGCAUGGACAAUGAUCCAAACAAAGCGAACACCACCCCCAAGCGAGUCACUGUCGCGGGUGUCGCCUUUGUUCGAAGCAAGCACGGGAACCUCCAUCGACUUGGUGCCGUUACCUCGAAGACUACCCCGAAUCCUGCCAAAAAGAAGAACGAACUGUGCAAGCGAUUCACCACGACCGGUCUCUGCUACAAAGGCCCAUCGUGCCUGUACGUCCACGACCCCAACAAAGUGGCUAUUUGCAAGGAUUUCCUCCAGACAGGCCAGUGCAGUGCAGGUAACAGCUGUGAUCUCUCCCAUGAGCCUUCGCCUCAUCGUUCUCCCUUCUGUUUGCAUUUCCUUCGAGGACGUUGCGCCAACCCGGAAUGCCGCUAUGCGCAUAUCCGCGUUACCCCAGGGGCCCCCGUCUGCCGCGCUUUUGCGACUCUUGGAUACUGCGAAAAGGGCGCUGAAUGUACCGAGCGCCACGUCCACGAAUGCCCGAACUACGCGAACACCGGAAGCUGCAAUAAGAGGCGCUGCAAGUUGCCUCACGUGGAUCGGGCCGGCCAAAUUCGUGCUGCGGCGGCCGCGGCUGCGAACCGCACGGAGGAAGAUUCUGACCCAUCUAGCGAAGAAGAGGACUACGAUGCGAUCGACUCGGACGACGUCGACUCGGACGAGUUUGAAGAGCCCGAACUGGUGAUUGGAGGUGAGGAUACCGGCGAGGUGUCGGAGCAGCAAGACUUUAUCCACCUCUAG